GAGAUCACAAUCACUGACCUUUCGAUGGCAUUCACUCUUUUUUUUUUUUUUUCUUUUUUCCUUCUUGUUUUCUGUUCAAUCAUGUUUGAAGCAGACGACGAUGACGCCUUCAUGCCCAACGCCACCAGCUCGAACAAGCUGGCUGGCCUCUUCGCCGGUCAGUCGGGCGGCCCCGCGGCCAACCCCGCAAUGACCUACCAACGCCCGGUCGCUCCAAAGACCGCUGCUGCACCGGCGGGCGCCCCCGCGGCUGCUGCUCCAGCGCUGGCCCUGAUCCAUCACGCACCGGUCCACGUCUACAAGUUCGUGAAUGGACAGUACGCCACCCAAGGCAAGUUUGGUGCCGCCAUUGUCGGCAACUUUGCCAGCCAGCAGUACAAGCUCCUGCUGUACGUCAACAACAGCCAGCGUCUGUGCGAGACGGCCAUCUCGCCCGACUUUGUCCUCACUGUCUCGCCAAACAACUAUGCUUCCUUCUACGACGAAGCCCGCCAAAACUGGUCGCUUCACUUUGAGACCGAGGCGCAGGCUCUCGACUUUGCUCGACAGAUUGCUCUUGCUCGUUUCAACACCGCACCUCGAGGCCUCGUGCGCCAAGAUCUCAACUUGGGCGAGGGCAAUGCUCUGUCCGCUGGCGACUCGGUCGAGGUUCGCUACACUGGCUGGCUGCUGACCAACGGCGUGCUGGGAGCCGUCUUUGACAGCAACGCUGGCAAGGAUGCCAAGGCAUUCCGCUUCAAGAUCGGCGCCGGAAAGGUUGUGCGCGGCUGGGACGAGGGUGUCGUUGGCAUGAAGAAGAACCAGUCGCGUCUUCUUGUCGUUCCCCCGGCACUCGGCUAUGGCAACCAGACGAUUGCCUCCAUUCCGCCAAACUCGACGCUGGUGUUUGACGUCACCAUUCUUAAGAUCAAGUGGGGCAAGGAAGAGGGUGCAGCCACCCCCGCAGCCGUCACAGCGUCGCCCGCCGCGGCCGUCCCUGCUCCGAUUGUUGCAGCCCCCGUUGCCGCGCCUGUUGCCGCCGCCGCCCCGCCUUCACCGACGCUCUCGAUCGCCGACAGGUCCCGCACAGAGUCCUUGAGCCAACCCGCGGGCGAGAAGUCCCAGCUGCUCAACCGCAUGGCCAAGCUUGGCAAGCCCAUGCUGCCAUUCGCUGGUGCCGUCGCCGCCGCACCCGAGUCCGACGACGAGGGAGAGACUGGAAUCACUCCCCAGCAACCCGACCCAGUCGUGCAGACGCUUUUGCAACAGCAGCAACAGCAGCAGCAGCAGCUUUUGCUCCAGCAGCAGCAAGAGCAAGAAAAGCUGCUCAAGCAACAGCAACAGCAGGCCCAACUGCAGCAGCAGCAACUUCAGCAGCAGCAGCAGCAGCAGCUUCAGGCGGCGAAUGCUGCGUUGCUUCAGCAGCAGCAGCUUCAAGCGGCCCAAGCCCAAGCCCAAGCCCAAGCUGCAGCCAUUCAGGUCCAACCUCAGUGGAAUGCCCCUGCCAGCCAAGCACUGUCGCUGUACCAGCCUGCGCGCGCCGUGCCCCAGCAACCCUUGCUGGGUGCCGAUCCCUUCUUGCAGACCAACGCCGCCGCCAUUGCUGCGCUCCAGCAACAGCAGCAACAACAGCAGCAGCAGCAACUCUUGGCUGCCGCUGGCCUCGACACAACUGGCCUCAACCUGACUCCCACCACCCUGCUCAUCGAGACCCGCAAGCAGUACACUGACGUCAAGACCACCUUGGGCGACGUGUCGACGCGCGUGGAGGCCAUCGCCACCCGCCUCGAGCGUGGCAUGUUUAUCGGCCAGAACGGCGCGGAGUCGACCGGCCUUGAGGCGGCCGCUUUGCUGCAAAGCGUGCAGCGCUUGGUGAUUGAUAACGAGCGCCUGCGCAAGGAGACGUUCGAGAAGAGCGCUCGCAUUGAAAAGCAAAACGACAAGAUUGCGCAGCUGCUCGAGUCCAACCAGCGCUACAUUGAGAAGAGCAACUCGAUGCUCGAGCAACGCAACGACACAUUCAAGGAGACCACCUCGCAGGCCCAGAGCCGCAUGCUCUCCCUGGAGCAAGAAAAGGUCCGUCUCACCUCCGAGGCUGCCGAGGCCACUGGCCGUGCUGGCCAGCUCCAAGUUCAGCUCAACGCUGCCCAGCAGAUUGAGUCGGAGCUCCGCACCGAACUGGCCCUCGUGAAGAGCAACUAUGCUCGCGACACUGCCGAGAUCGAGACCCACCGCGUGACUGCCCGCGCCGCUGAGAGCAAGCAGCUUGAGCACGAGCGCAUCCUUCGCGAUGAGCGUCAGGUUCGCAAGGAUCUCGAGGCCAAGAUUGAGCUGCUGACCGAGGAGCUGACCGAGCUUCGCGCCUUCCGCGACUCCAACGAGAAGGCGCUUGCCGAGCGCAAGCGCAAGGCGCAGGUUGAGCAGAAGCGUCUCGAGCAGGAGAUUGCCGACCUCAAGGCACGCCAUGAAAUCGAGCUGGACGAGGUGCGCGAGUCUCUGCGCAAGGAGCGUGCUCAGUUUGACGCCACCAUUGGCGAGCAGACCAAGAAGAUUGCCUCCGAGCUUGAUGCCGAGUGGAAGCUCAAGACUGCGCGGGCCGAGGCCGCGCUUGACGAGAAGUGGAAGAAGGCUCUCGCUGAAGCCGAGGACGAAACAACCCGUGUGCGCAUGCGCCUGACCUCUUCCGAGGAGACCAUCCAGUCGCUGCGCAGCUCGCACGGCAACUUUGCCGAGGCGGAAACCGCCAUGCGUCAGCAGGUGCUUGCCCUGCAGGAGCGCGAAAUGUCGCUCAACCGCGACUUGGCCGAAGCUCGCCAGGAACUCCAGCACAAGCAGAAUGUCGUUUCCAAGCUCGAGCAGCAGGCUCAAGCCGACAAGGACCGCUUCCGCUCCUUGGCCGACCAGGCAUUCACCAAGGGCAAAGAGGAAGGCCGUGUCGAAGGCGAGGCUGCCGCCGCUGCUCGCCCGAACGCGUCCGGCGCUUCCGCCGGCGAGGUCGAAACGCUGCGCCGUGAGAUUCGCGAAAUCAAUGCCAACCUGGCCACCGAGAAGGUGACCGAGGUCAAGAAGGUCAUGAACGCCGUCUUUUACCAGGUCAAGGGCGAGUUUGAGCCCAAGCAAACCUACCGCGGUACCGACGUGGUUUCCUCCAUCAUGGAAGUCAUCAAGUCUACCACUCUUAAGCUCGUGAGCGCCGCCCAAAAGGCCGCUGCUGGUGAAGACGAAGAGGAAGACGACGAAGACGACGAGGAGGAGGAUGACGAAGAGGAAGAAGACGAGGACGAGGAGGACGAAGAGGCUGACGAGCCGCCCAAGUCGGUGGCCGCCGUCGCCUCCCCCGUUGCCGCUGCCCCCGUCGCUGCUGCAUCUGCCCCCGUUGUAGAAGCUGUCGCGAAGGUCGAGGAGGAAGAACAGAAGGAACAGGAGGUCGUCCCCGCCAAGUCCGAGGCUUCCCCUGUUGCUGCUGCUGCUGCUCCCGAGUCGCACGCCGAUGUGGAGGCCGCUGUUUCUGCCGCUGCGGCUGCCCCCGAGCCAGAGGAAUCUGCCGUCGUUCCUGAGGCUGUUGCUGAACCCGAGGCUGAAGUGGUUGCCGAGCCUGUUUCUGAGCCUGAAGCUGCUGCUGAGGUUGCUGCUGAGCCUGAGGUUGCUGCUGAGUCUGAGGUUGCUGCUGAGCCUGAGGUUGCUGCUGAGCCUGAGGUUGCUGCUGAGCCUGAGGUUGCUGCUGAGCCUGAAGCCGCUGAACCUGAAGCUGCUGCUGAGCCUGAGGUUGCUGCUGAACCCGAAGUCGCCGCCGAACCCGAAGUCGCCGCCGAACCUGAAGCUGCUGCUGAGCCUGAGGUUGCUGCUGAGCCCGAAGUCGCCGCUGAACCCGAAGUCGCCGCUGAACCCGAAGUGGCUGCUGAGCCUGAAGUGGCUGCUGAACCCGAAGCCGACCCGUUCUCGGCCGACGAUGCCACUCCCGCCUCGAAGCGAAACGAGAGUGACGACGAACCCGAGGAGGAGGAACUGUUCAAGCCAAGCGCUGCCCCUGCCGCCCCUGCUGCUGCUGCUGCCGACGAGGACGACGAAGAGCUUUUCAAGGAACCUACCCCAGCGCCGGUCGUUGCUGAAUCCAAGCCUGCCCCCGCCGCUGCCUCCAGCUUCUUUGACCCGCUUGCUGGAGACGAUGACGAUCUCUUUGUGACCCCAAGCAAGAUCGUUUCUGCUCCCGCCGUGACGGAAGCACCUGUCGUUGCUGAUUCUGCCGUCAGCGCUGCUCCCGCAUCUGGCACGCCCUCCAAGUCUGCGGCUGCCAUUUUCGGCUUUGAUGACGACGAGGAUGACAGCUCUGAUUUGUUUGCCACUCCGGCCACUUCCAAGGCGGCUCCUCAACCAGCCGUUGAAGCAUCGCCUGCUGCCUCGACACCUUCAAAGAAACCGAGCGUGCCGCUGUUUGACGACGACGACGACGAUUUCUUUGGCAAAUAAUUGGAUAGCGUGCUAGCGUUGGUGUUGUUUCUCUUCUUGUCUUCUCAUUUUUUUUUCAUCCAAACGCAGCAGUUGUGUUUGACUGCAAAUAAACGAAAU
This is a messenger RNA of Capsaspora owczarzaki ATCC 30864, 4545 nucleotides long. Its product is annotated as FKBP-type peptidyl-prolyl cis-trans isomerase. The transcript has 10 exons. The record is from RefSeq and is a predicted model, not a curated record. Bases 25 to 4446 code for a protein of 1473 amino acids. Gene Ontology annotation, molecular function: peptidyl-prolyl cis-trans isomerase activity. Lineage: Eukaryota; Filasterea; Ministeriida; Capsasporidae.